Messenger RNA from Papilio machaon (common yellow swallowtail), 2545 nucleotides. Its product is annotated as zinc finger protein 846. The transcript has 2 exons. Bases 577 to 2487 code for a protein of 636 amino acids. The record is from RefSeq and is a predicted model, not a curated record. Gene Ontology annotation, molecular function: RNA polymerase II cis-regulatory region sequence-specific DNA binding; DNA-binding transcription activator activity, RNA polymerase II-specific. Gene Ontology annotation, cellular component: nucleus. Lineage: Eukaryota; Metazoa; Arthropoda; Insecta; Lepidoptera; Papilionidae. Gene Ontology annotation, biological process: negative regulation of transcription by RNA polymerase II; regulation of cytokine production; regulation of immune system process.
CGCCAGAUGUCACUGAUGCCUUCCUGUUCGUCAUUUUAUUGACAGGCGCGUUUAUUGCGUCUCUGUCUCUUUUUUGUGCGAUAUCCUAAAGUAAAAAUGUUAAUUUUAUGUAAAAAUUGGCAUCGUUAAUCUUCGCUCGAUGUCGUUUUCUUUCGUAAAUUAAAAAUUUAAUUUAAGUAGAACAAGUGUAUGUAAAGGUUGCCUGCGGGAGUCGAAAUCAGGAUCAAGGUGUUGAACACAAUGGAUGAAUCGUUAUAUUUUAUAUCGCUGUAGAACAAGGUAAUGUCUAUAUUCGUAUAAGACAAAAGGCACGCAGUGGCUUCGUCCUUCGCACAUUAGAGCCAUCAUUUACUAAGUGUUGCAGAGGUGAUUAUCGAAUCUCUAAUGCAAACAGUGCAUGUAAGUAUUGUGCGGUGCGCGGCCGACGCUAUCGUAGAAUAUACAUACCUCACGUUGUAUUCAAGCGACGCCUGUACUAAUUCGUUCUUCCUUGGUGGUGGUUAUUCUUGCUUGCUCCUGUAACAUUUUUCACAUAUUGAUAAAAUGAAUUCUUACUAAUGAAUCCCAGUGUUCACAAUGGCUAAUGUUAAAAAUAGAAUAAAGGCGUCUAAUAAGGCCUCAUCUAAAAGUACUGAUAAAAAUAGUCAAUCACCAACAGGUAUAAAUGAUGGGACAAAUUCUCACAUAGUUAUGAAAAGACCCUCUAAUGAAGAGAACUUGGGAGAAAAAGAAAAAUUGCGGUUAUUUCUUAAGAAUGGUCACCUUCUUAAGGACAAAUUCAAGAAAAAAUCUAAACCAGAGUUAAAACCUCACUUGGAUGUAGUUAAAAGUGGCUUAAUGUCAAAAAGUGGACGAAUAAAAGUCAAAAAGAAAGUGCAUUUAAAGUUUCUUGAUAACAUAUUGAAAAGUGAAUUAAAGAUUCAGGACAAUCAACCAAAAAAGCAGACUGCAAAAGAUAAGACAGUGAAAACUGCAGCAUUAAACAACAAUGAAAGUGGUUCUAGUGACCAAAAUAAAGCUAAAUCUGACAAAGAAAGUAAAGGUGGUGUGAAAAAAAGAAAGAAAAAAUCAUCUGAGCCUGAAAGCCCAACAUCGGUAAAAAAAAAAGAAAGAGAACAGGAGUUAUCAUGGAUGGCAAAACAGUGUCUUACUUACAGCACAACUACAAAGCGGAGAGUUUUCCAAUGUGAUUACUGUAAGAAAUUCUUUAUUAAUAAAACCUCUAUGCGCAGACAUAUCUAUGUACAUCUUAAAGUGGUGCCAUACACCUGUAAAUAUUGCUACAAACGGUUUUAUAUAAAAGAAAAUAUGAUGACUCAUAUGAAGCUCCAGCACUCCAGAGGUAUGAAAGUUGCAAAUCAUUACAUUUGUGCUGUAUGUGAGGAACCUUUUCUGUUGAAAGAGAAGUUUGAUCAGCACAUGAUGAUCCAUGUCAAAAAUGAAGAAUUGCUCAAGUGUAUAUUUUGUAACAAGCAAUUUACACAUCAUGUACUACUGCAUGAGCAUGAAAAAGAACACCUCAUUACUGGCAAGUACAAGUGUACUGUUUGCGAUAUGAGCUAUGACAGCAGAAGCAAUCUAGCCCUUCACAUUAAAGGUCAUUUAAAAAUAAAAGAUUAUGUGUGCCAGCACUGUGGGAAAGAGUUCCUACGAAUUACAUCAUUGAGAAGACAUGUUCAGAUCUGCCAUGCGGGGCUAUUAAUACAGUGUCCAAUUUGUAAGAAGAAACUGAAAGGACAUUUAACAGAGCAUUUACGUACACACGAGAAGAAACGUCCCCAUAAAUGUCCAGAUUGUGGUCAGCGCUUUACACAGUCUACACAGUUAAAUGUACAUCGCAGAUGUCAUACAGGAGACAGGCCGUAUCCUUGCAGGAUUUGUGAUCGUUCAUUCACACAUUCUAAUGCUUUGUUGCUUCAUAUUAGGCGUCAUACGGGGGAAAAACCUUUUAAAUGUGCUAUGUGCCCUCUCUUUUUUUCUCAAUUACCUCAUAUGAAGGCGCACAUGAGAAAUAUUCAUGGUAAGGAUCUGCCAUACAAGUGUGAGAAAUGUUCACAAUUCUUUAAGUUGAAAGCCCAUUUAGCAACACAUGCUAAGACAUGCAUGAUGGAUGGCACGGAGCAGGCGACUGUGGAAGAGGAUGAUUCAACUCAGAAAUAUGAUAUUGAAGUUGAAUCUGUUAUGACUUUAUCAAGAAUGAGAUUCUUGCUGGCUCUUCUCUUCACCAUGAUUGCGAGUAAAGAAAAACUUAAAUAUUUAGGAUUUAACAAGCGCCUAAUUGAUGACCUUCUGAUAGAAUCAUUGGAGGCAAUGGGACACACUCCAUGUAGAAAUGAAUCGUUGUCUCCACUAAAACGUCUACGUAACAAUAUAGACAUAUUACUAAAAGGUACAGUCCCGAGAGAGAAGAUGGAAAAGUUUGAAAAGGAAAAUAAAACAACCGAAGAACUGCUAGAAUUAUUAACCAAUGAAAAGAAAAUAAACUGAAAAGGUUUUUUGUUUUAAUUUGAAAUAUUAUUUUAUUUAGCACUAUUUAUAUUUUACA